This is a messenger RNA of Hippocampus zosterae (dwarf seahorse), 2502 nucleotides long. RefSeq lists its product as uncharacterized. The transcript is spliced from 5 exons. The coding region runs from base 64 to 2418 and encodes 784 amino acids. The record is from RefSeq and is a predicted model, not a curated record. Lineage: Eukaryota; Metazoa; Chordata; Actinopteri; Syngnathiformes; Syngnathidae. Gene Ontology annotation, molecular function: ubiquitin-protein transferase activity.
UGCUUUCGGGUCAUCGUACGUGUAAACGCAGACAACAGUACGACAUCGGAGGGGGAGAGAAUAAUGGAGGAGGACUUGGAAAACUUCUUGCGAUCAAGAAAUGUCGCUCAGGUGGACAUUACGCGCAUGAAAAGCGACAAGGUUGACAUGGAGGUAAUUUCUCUGAUGACUGAAGAGCAAAUGGGCAAAUAUAUCACUUCCUAUGGUGAUCGAAUAGCUGUCCUUUGCUUUUGUCAACAAAAAAUGUCCAGGGGUGAUAAUGAAAUGCUCCUCCAAAGACUGAGAGACAAAAUAAGAUCGAGGAAAAAAGGUGUACUGGGUGGAUCUCCAAGUGUGCUACAAAACCCUGAUGAGAGAAUGGCAAGAUUUAAAAAUGUUUCUGCUGAAAAGCCUAACAGGAAGAUUGAAAUUGGGUGGCUCCAUUUUGAUAGAAAUGAAUUCUAUCAAGUGAGGACAAGCAAUGGUGGAGGAACAAGGCAUGCCAACAUGAGAAAAACAGCUACUGUGGCUCAGAUUUUGGAGUUGGGAAAAGAGCUAUUUUUCCCAGAUGGAAGCUCAAAAAAAGGACCAGUUGGUGACUUUACUUUUGAGGUCUGCGAUUUUAAAAGAAAUCCGAUUGCUCUCGAUGAAACGGUUGGCAGACUCUACGAAAAGACCAAAUUGAAGCUUCUUAGAUUUUACAUUUCCACAAAACAAAAUCCUCCAACAUGUCAACCGGGUGAAUGCAGUGAAGCUCCUUUAUCUGUUCCCAACGUGGUGGGAGAAAGUUCACAGAGUCUUGAAGAUGGAUCUCAUCUUGAUGCAAAUGAUGGACACUCGUCUGACAGUGACAUCGGAGAACAGAGUCUGCAUUUGCAAGCAAGAUUCAAAAAACAAAAAGGAAUUACGGAGACUGGAACAGCAGAAGGGGCAGGAAAACCCCAACCGUCUCAUUCAACGCCAACAACAAAUAAUGAAACAGACAUUGGCGAGGGGCAGGACAUCAACAAAAAUGAACAGGAUGCCGUUUGGAUUAAUCUGCCAAAUUCCAAAGAUUUCUCUGACGCUUGCUUUGACAUUAUUGACCUAAACAGAGCAGUUCCCAAUGCCUCCUCACAAACAGAGAUGGAGUGCAUCUGUUAUGACACAUUUGAAGAAGCAGAUACAGUUGUAUGGGAUCCAGAUGACAGCCUUGUUAUAAUAGAUCAGGAUGAGGCGGCAGUAACCAUUGGGAGUACUGAGAUGUAUGGAGGGACUGAACAGGCUUCACAACUCCCGUUACCUUCUGACAAUGAACUGGCUUCACAAGUUGUACAGUCCCUACAAGAGGAGGGACCACAGACUGCACAGGACAGUGGAACACAUCGUUUACCGCAAGACUUGUUCUCAAUUUCAAGCAGUCCGCUAUCCCCUUCAACCUCACCGAACAAUCUAGGAGAUCCAAGGACACCAUGGCGUGCAGCCAUUUGUAGGAUCAAGGUUGUUGAUGAUCUUUUGUCUGUGUUUAUGGACUGCAGCAUAAUGGAAUUCAAUUUAAAGAUUAAGUUUGUAAAUGAAAACGCUAUUGACGAUGCUGGUGUGUCAAGGGAGGCUUACAGUGCAUUCUGGGAACAAUUUCUUGAACAGUGUGAAGGGGAAACAGAGCGGGUUCCAAGGCUCAGGCCAGAUUUCUGUGAGGCUGAAUGGCAAGCGGUUGGGCGGAUCUGGGUGAAAGGAUUAUUAGACCAUGGUGUCAUGCCAGUGAGGCUAUCAAAGGCUUUCGUGUUAGCUUGCAUCCAUGGCAUUGACUCAGUUGAUCGAGACAUCCUAAUUUCAUCAUUCCUUAACUACCUUCCUCCCAUUGAGAGGUCAGCAGUUGAGAAGGGCCUCCAGGGCACAAUGGAGGAAAGUGAUGAAGAGGACUUGCUUGACAUAUUUACAAGGAUGGGUUCCCACUGCCUCCCGCCAAAGAAUAUCUUACAGCCUUCCAUUGAAACAAUGGCUCAUAAAGCCCUUCUACAAGAGCCCAAAUAUAUUCUUGAUUGUUUCGCCACAAUAUUGCAUCUUGUGCAUUACAAAUUACCGGACAAGGAAAGUGUGUUGUCCUUGUAUGAUUCAAAGAAGGCCACAGGCAAAAGAGUGUUGCAACUGCUUGAAACAACCAAGACGGUGUUGUCUCAGGGGGAGCAAGCAACCUUUAACUAUCUUCAACGUUAUGUGAAAAAUGCUGAUCAAACCAAAGCUGAAAAAAUCCUGCGUUUCUGGACUGGUUCCUCUGUCAUCUGUGUUGACAAAAUUCUCGUAUGCUUCAAUGGUGAAAGUGGACUCAACAGAAGGCCUGUUGCCCAUACCUGUGGAGCCACACUUGAAGUACCAUGUACAUACAGCUCUUACCCUGAAUUCCGCACAGAGUUUGACAAUAUUUUGUCCAGUAACCACUUAGAAAUGGACAUCCUCUAAACCUGACAACUCUCCUGAUCAGGCCUAUAUAUUUAUGUGCAUGCGAGUGUGUAUGUAUACACACACACACACACAUUUUAUAUA